Manihot esculenta (cassava) is the source of this 3150-nucleotide messenger RNA. Its product is annotated as aminotransferase ALD1, chloroplastic-like. Lineage: Eukaryota; Viridiplantae; Streptophyta; Magnoliopsida; Malpighiales; Euphorbiaceae. The record is from RefSeq and is a predicted model, not a curated record. Gene Ontology annotation, cellular component: chloroplast. Gene Ontology annotation, biological process: systemic acquired resistance, salicylic acid mediated signaling pathway; L-pipecolic acid biosynthetic process. The transcript is spliced from 10 exons. Gene Ontology annotation, molecular function: pyridoxal phosphate binding; L-lysine:pyruvate alpha-transaminase activity. Bases 1703 to 2944 code for a protein of 413 amino acids.
ACCCUCAACUCUCCUCCUUCUCUUUUUAUAUUCUCUCUCUAAAGAGUAGGCUUCUCGGUUGCUGAAUUUUGGAACUUGUUUUUUUUGUGCUCUUUUGCUCAAAGUAAUUUUUUUAAAAAAUUUAUUUAUGAGUUUUGCUUGUAGUUUUUUCUUGAGUGUUUUCAAUCUUUGGGGGUGUUGUGCCAUUGAAAGUUUCUGAUUUCUCGGGUGUUGGUGAUUUUCAGCUUUUCCGGUCUUGUUGGGUUUUCGGCCUUUGGCUUAAAGCCUUUUUUGGGUUUCGACGAUUUCAAUUUUCGGCCUCCUGCUUUGCUUUUCGGCCUUCGAACUUCAGGUAUCGGCCUCCGACUUUGGGUUUUCGGCGUCCAGCUACAAGCCUUUCUUUGAGUUUCAGUUUGUUGGGUUCUUGGUCAAUUGACAAGUUGGGUUUUCAGACUCUCAGGUUUUCGGAAUGGGGUGUUAUGCCAAGGAGGUUUCUGGUCAGCUGGGUUUUCGGCCAGGGGUGUUCUGUGAAGGAGGUUUUUGGCCAUUGCAAUGCAUUUCUCCUUGUCAGAUUUGGCGAAAGAUGAAGAAUUUAUUGGAGCCCAUGAAUUAGAACCAAUAACAGCGGAGGCAUCUCUUACUACAACCUCAUCUAACUUGCCUUAUGCUCUUCGAGGCCUCUACGGUCAGCCAAGAAGAUAUUGCAGAUAUAACACUAAUCUUCCAUAUUUCAAAAGUGUUUAAGGGGUACCUUUAAGAUGAAGAACAGAUGGCCGAUUGUAUGGUGACAAAACGUAGAUGUAUUAUAGCCUACAUGGAGCAGCUGAAAGUGGGGCUGCGCUUUCCCUUAGAUCCUUUUAUUGUGGAGGUGUUGUCCCUUUUUCGUUCUAGCAUAGCUCAGAUCCAUCCCAAUAGUUGGAGGAUUUUACUUUCAUUCAUGUCUCUUUGUCGGUUUCAUUGCAUAACGCUCUAUGCUCGUGUGCUUGCUUCAAUGUACCCCUUGUAUCAUAGGGGGGCUUAAGCUUUAUACUAUUUCAUUCCUAAGAAAGAAAGUGGUCUUUUUGAUUACUUUCCUCAGUCUCUUAAGAAUUGAAAAUUGAGAUUUUUUAUGUUGAGGCAUUCUUCACUAAAGGGUUGAGUUAGCUUUAUGAGAGUUGGAAUUUUCAUCCGCAGUGGUUCAAAGGAACUUCAAAUAACAGAUGAUAAAUUUGUUGUUUAUUCGUGUCUCUUGGCCAUUGCCUCAUCCCAAGGGAAACAACCCUAUCAGCCUUUUAUUCAUGCUGAAAAGAGGGCUCAUCUGAUUAAUAUUAUUGGUCUAUCUCCGGAUGAGGCUGAUGAUGAGAUGGCCGGGGAGGCUUCAUGGGUGAGGAAGCUUGCAGAAAAAAGAAGAAAAGAGGUGAGUCAAUCGGACCCUUCUAAGAGAUCCAAGAUCGUCGGAGAGUCUUCCAAUUCAGACCCCGCUCCUCAGGUUUAAACCAAUCCUGAAUCUCCUUCUCAUAUGGCUGGCACUAGGGUUCCUCCUAUGCCUUCUUCUCCUACUUUUGACGGAUUAUUAAGGGGUUACUCUAUGGUCUCCAACAAUAGUUGGUUUCUAGACAUGCCUCCCGAGGCGAUUAUGUCCGCGAAUGAGGAGUCUCAUCACAAGGGGAGCAGGGAUGAGGAGUAGGCUUUUGAAAAGCAAAAUUGGUAAUCUAGGAGCAAGUAUCUCAAAAGGGAAGGGCAAAUGGCAAUGAAGAUGGUGGUUCCCUUCUUUCUAUUCCCGAUCCUUCGCCUCCAUUUUCUCUUGCUCCAUGACCAUAGCCCAUUGAUUUCAAUGCAUGAGCUUCAGCACAUCAGGAAGUACCCAGAUGCAAAGUUGAUAAACCUUGGGAUUGGUGAUACCACAAAGCCUAUACCUGAGAUAAUAUCAGUGAGCAUGGCAGAAUAUGCACGUGCCCUUUCAACAGUAGAAGGUUAUAGAGGAUAUGGAGCUGAGCAAGGGAACAAAGCACUGAGAAAAGCAAUUGCAGAAACAUUUUACAAAAAUGUCCAGGUAAAAGACUCCGAAGUUUUUGUGUCAGACGGCUCACAAUGUGAUAUAGCCCGCCUUCAGCUGCUCCUGGGUUCCAAUGUGACUGUGGCAGUGCAGGAUCCAUCAUUUCCAGCUUAUAUAGAUACAAGUGUCAUAAUGGGGCAAGCUGGUGAUUUUGAAGAAAAAAGUGGGAAAUUUGGGAACAUUGAGUACAUGAAAUGUGGACCCCAAAAUAACUUCUUUCCUGAAUUGGCCAAAACCAGAAGAACAGAUAUAAUCUUCUUUUGUUCUCCAAAUAAUCCUACUGGUUAUGCAGCAACCAGGCAGCAAUUGGAAGAACUUGUGAAGUUUGCCAAGGCGAAUGGUUCAAUUAUAAUCUUUGAUUCUGCCUAUGCAGUUUAUGUCACAGAUGAUUCGCCUCGAUCGAUCUUUGAAAUUCCCGGAGCCAAAGAGGUUGCAAUUGAAGUAUCUUCUUUCUCCAAGUUUGCUGGCUUCACCGGCGUUCGCCUCGGUUGGACGGUUGUUCCAGAAGAGCUGUGCUUUUCAAAUGGUUUUCCUGUAAUAAACGACUUCAAUCGAAUCGUAUGCACUUGCUUCAAUGGAGCAUCAAAUAUAGCUCAGGCUGGUGGAUUGGCAUGCCUUUCCUCAGAGGGUUUCAUGGCGGUUUGUUCUGUGGUUGACUACUACAGGGAGAAUGCAAAAAUACUACUGAAGACUCUUAAAUCUCUUGGUCUAAAGGUGUAUGGAGGUGAAAAUGCUCCUUAUGUUUGGGCACAGUUUCCUGGUUCAAAAUCUUGGGAUGUGUUUGAUGAUAUUCUUGAGAAGGCACAUGUUAUAACUGUUCCAGGUUCUGGAUUUGGUCCUGGAGGUGAAGAAUUCAUGAGAAUUAGUGCUUUUGGACACAGGGAAACUAUUCUGGAAGCUUCAAAGAGGCUAAAAGGCCUUUUCUCCUAAGAAAAGAAAAAAACCUUACAACAAGUUUAAGCCACAGCUUUAAGGACUAAAUAAAGGAAUUCACACUGCCUGGUGAUUAUUAUUGUUGUUAUUCUUAUCUAGCUAAUAAGAUCAUUGAGUUGUAUUCUAGCUUGAUGGAUCAAGUUCAUCCAUCCAUAUUUCACAUUGGGGUUAUUUAAGUAAUUUCGAAAUGCGUGUUCACUGUA